Molecule: messenger RNA, 836 nt
Organism: Tarenaya hassleriana
Lineage: Eukaryota; Viridiplantae; Streptophyta; Magnoliopsida; Brassicales; Cleomaceae
Product: dynein light chain 1, cytoplasmic
Exons: 2
Coding region: 303-587 (94 amino acids)
Biological process (GO): microtubule-based process
Cellular component (GO): dynein complex
Molecular function (GO): dynein light intermediate chain binding; dynein intermediate chain binding
Source: RefSeq, a predicted model, not a curated record
GAUCUUUGUUCUUCCCAAAAGCCGAGGUUAUAUCUUAUAAUACAAAGAGGGUUUCGUGAACUAUCUGACAAAAAACUAAAAAAAGACAGAAUCGAUACUUUUUCCAAAAAUUUCACCGCAGAAACUGUCGGGAAGCAAAGAUUAUCAUCUUUUUGUUUUGGAGUCUCCGUAAAGAAGGUGUCUUUUGUAUCCUUUCUGGGUUUUAUAAGAUCAGAUCAAAAGGCUCCAUCUUUUCAUCUCUCAACAACAUCUGAGAGGGAGAGAGGGGGAUAGGGAGAGAGGGAGAGAGAGAGAGAGAGAGGAUGUUAGAAGGGAAGGCAAUGGUUGAAGACACAGACAUGCCGUUGAAGAUGCAGAUGCAAGCAAUGGCAUUUGCGUAUCAAGCUCUAGAUCUUUUCGAUGUGGUUGACUGCAAAUCCAUCGCUGGCCACAUCAAGAAGGAAUUUGAUGAGAGGUACGAAAGUGGAUGGCAAUGUGUGGUGGGAUCAAAUUUUGGGUGUUUCUUCACACAUUCCAAAGGGACUUUCAUCUAUUUCCAACUGGAGACCCUCAAGUUUCUCAUCUUCAAAGGGGCUUCUACCCCCUAGAACCUGCAGGGGUCUGUUUGUUUCCCGAGAAAGUUUCAGGAGGAAAAACGAAACUGAAAAGUCCUCAAUCGAUCGAAUCAACAUCUCUUUUUCUGGUUUCUGAUUGUAGAAUUGAAGUAGCUGUGAUGGGUUAGGAGCUGUUUUCUUCUUCUAAUCUUAGGUGUGUGUUUUUUUUGUAGAUAGAUGCUGAUGAUCCAAAGACUCUAGAGGUUUUUUUUCCAAUAAAUUGUGAAGUCUUUGUUUCUGCUU